CUCACUACCUACCUAGGUAUCUGUCUACUUUACUUCCUUAGGUUGUUCCCUUAGGGCAAGACAUUUGCCUCCAAUCCCUAAAGAGGUGCUUACCUAGGUACGGUAAGCGUUUCACGUGACCCCCUCGGCCAGUUCUCGCUCCUUCGACGAGACGGAGUUGAGAUUGCGCCGGCUAGACACGCUCGGGAGAGUCAACCCCAGGCAGCCCAAGCACGAAGGGGGGAAUUAGUGGGUGCGAAACCGGCCAUCACUCUACCCGGGCUCGUCUUCUCAGCAACUCUCCCCUACAACCCCAUUCUACCAUGUCACGCUGGCCGCCUACGGGCGCGGCCGCGGGUGUCAGCGUUGGCGUCGGCGCGAGCUUGGCUGGCCUGGGAUCGGAUAAACACCCGCCUUCGUCCUCGGCGCUGGCCCCUCUGGCCUCUGCGUGGUCUUCCAAGUUACGCAGCUGCGUGGUGUGUCGCAGCCGCAAGGUCCGCUGCGACAAGCAGUCUCCUUGCUCCAACUGCCGUCGCGCCAAUAUCGCCUGCGUCUUCCCGGCCAAUGACCGCCCCCCGAAAUGGGCCCGUCGCCUCGAGCGUGUCGCUCACGCUGCGCCGGCUGCCCAGGCUCCGCAGCCGGCCGAUCCCGGGGUUGAACAGGUCAUGCAGAGGUUGCAGAACCUCGAGGGCCUCGUCAAGGAGCUGAGUGGCCAGCUCGAGCAAGCCAACGCUGCCGCUAGAUCCUCUCCCGAUCGCUCGACUCAGGGCAACAACUCCCCUGGCAGCUCUACCCACGAACGGGAUGCCGACAACCAGGCAAGUCCGUCGUCUCGCACGGGAGCCACCGGUUUGCAAAAACAUUUCGGCCGGAUGGUGCUCCAGGACGGGAGCCGAAGCCGUUACAUCAGCAGCGGCUUCUGGUCCCGUGUUAGUGACGAACUCGACGGCUUGAAGAUGGAUGCCCGCGCGCUCCCGGGAGCUGAUACCGACUCCUCAGAUGACGAAGACUCGCCAGGAACGGCCCCGUCCUUAACGCAGGAGCUCCAGCGAACACCGGCAGAGCGGCAUGCCUUUCUAUUUGGACAGAAUCUGCGGAGUUCCGCCCCCGACUUAAGUGACUUCCGGCCGCUACCAUCUCACAUACCUCUCCUCAUUGACUUCUUCUCCACCAAUGUGAAUUUGUUCACGAGGACUGUCCAUGUCCCCACAGUCACCAAGAUGAUUCGCGAAUCGCCCGGAGCCGACGGGUCGGGGCUCACGCCAGCUAACGAGGCUUUACUAUUCUCCAUGUACUAUGCAGCGGUCACAUCCAUGGAGGAAGAAGACGUGCUAGCCAACUUUGGCAACACGCGAGCGGAGCUCAACCUCAAAUAUCGGCUCGGUCUGGAGCUUGCCUUGGCCAAAGCAGACUUCCUGAACGUCCCCGAUCUUGUGCUGGUCCAAGCCUUCGUCGUAUUUCUCUUCCUCGUGCGCCGCUACGACAGCCCAAGAUUUGUGUGGAUGAUGACGGGGCUUCUCAUCAGAAUGGCACACGCUCUUGGGUUGCAUCGCGACGGCUCUCAUUUCAAUAACUUGACGCCUUUCGAGGUGGAGAUGCGGCGGCGAGCGUGGUGGGCAGUCUGCGUGCUGGACGUACGGGCAUCCGAAGACCAGGGAACCGAACUUUCCAUCCCGAUGGAUAGCUUCGACACCCGGUUUCCCCUUAAUAUCAAUGAUGACGACAUUGAUACUGAUACCAAGGAGACACCAUCAGAGCGGCAAGGGAUCACGGACAUGGGAAUUCCGCUCGUCAAUCUUGAUAUAUGUGUGAUAACGAGGCGGAUGACGGCCCCUGGAGUCAAAGAAGGCCCGCCUAAUUUGGAGGAGCAAAAUAAGCUGCUGAAGGAGAUGUACACGAGCGUCGAGGGGUGGUACGGCCGUUACUCGGCCGAGCUGGACAACAUCGUCUGGUGGGUCGGGAUGACAGUUGUUCGGCUGGUGAUGUCGAAGAUGAGGCUUCUCACGUCGGUGCCGGCGCUGUUCUCGGCAUUGUCGAGUCAGCCCUUCUCGGACGAAGCCGUGCGAGACCGGCUGCUCGUCGCAGCGAUCGAGGUGGCCGAGCACAACCACGCGCUCAACGCCGAACCGCGCUGUCGCCAGUGGCGCUGGAUCUACCAGACGUACACGCACUGGCAUAGCGUCGUGCUGCUGCUCAUGGAGGUGACGCGCCGCCCCUGGUCGCCGCUCGUCGAGCGUGCCUGGGCUGCUCUCCACAGCCCCUGGCUAAUCCCCGACCAAGCCCGCCUCGACCGCAACAACCGCGUCUGGGUUCCCCUUCGCCGGCUCACGCUCCGGGCCCGUCGGCACCGCAAGGCCGAGCUCGCACGCCUCCGUGCUGACCCUGCCGCUGCUGAGCGCCUCGAGGCUACCGCUGAUCGCAACGUCCCCAUCCCCCUCGUCCCUGGGCCGCUCACUGCCGAGAAGGCUCAGGAGCUCUUCCGCGAGCGCUGGCACGGCCUCGUAUUUACCGCGUCCGAGCAAGGGCCCCCAAAGCACCCGGAUGGUGGUGGUUCCCAGCAGGGCGUGUUCAAGAACCCGUCAAUUGUCGUCGUGCAGACGGGAGAAGGGGGAGAGGGGGAGGAAAGGAUCGACGCUUCGCAGCACCAGAACAACCUCGCGUACGCCGCUUCUAGGCCCGUUCACGAGUCCAUGUGGACGACGAACCUGGACUCCACGUGCUCUGCGGGCGUCUCACCGGCCUUCGGGGAGAGUCCUUACCCCCCAAGCCAGGACCCCAGCCCGUCGUGGUCGGCCGACCCCCCGGCCACCGGCGAGCGCCAUUCUGGGUUCUCAUACGGCGUGUCGUCCUCCGCCGCCGCCGACAGCUGGCCGCCGAUGAUGAACCUCGGCUCGGCGCCGUGGCUCUGGGCCGACGCGGCCGACGUGUUCGCCGACAUAGACCUCGACGCGGACGCAGAUGCGGACGGGCAGAAUAUCAUGGACCUCGACGGCCAGGUCGACUGGAAUCGGUGGCUGGCGUCGGCGCAGGGGGCCGAGCGGGAGUCCGGGCUGCCCGGGCCCGGGGCCGGGGGCUGGUGAGAGCCGUCUCUGCUUCUGAGAUAACAUGUUGGCUGGCUUGGUUUAAGCUCUGGCUACAGCGGAUUCGCGAUUCCCCAGGAUUUGCUUUGAUGUGGCGGCGGUUUAGGCUCGAGGGGGUUUUGUGUCUUGGUUAGUUUACAGAGUCUUGUAGCCUGUGAGCGAUGCUGAUUUGCGUAUUUCAUACGGGCCGCGGCUUGAGGCUGCUGGAUUCGGCGUUAGUGUAGAGGAAUUGGUCGCGUUUUCGCUUUGUGUCAGGCGUGUGUAUCUAGACCCCUAUAUACCUGCUGGAGAAGGUAACCAAUCUCCUAUUGCCCGGCAAAUCAUGCUCAUGUUCCGAUAGCUGGAGCGGUUCCGGUU
This is a messenger RNA of Durotheca rogersii, 3416 nucleotides long. RefSeq names its product fungal-specific transcription factor domain-containing protein. The transcript has 3 exons. Gene Ontology annotation, molecular function: DNA-binding transcription factor activity, RNA polymerase II-specific; DNA binding; zinc ion binding. The record is from RefSeq and is a predicted model, not a curated record. Lineage: Eukaryota; Fungi; Ascomycota; Sordariomycetes; Xylariales; Xylariaceae. Gene Ontology annotation, biological process: DNA-templated transcription; regulation of DNA-templated transcription. Bases 303 to 3059 code for a protein of 918 amino acids.